GUCCGACAUUUCAUUUGAAUAGACGCACUGGUAGAGGUCGGACCAGCUGUGACGGUGCAAUAUUCCUGGACCAAUCUCUGCGAAUAUGUCGAACUUCGACCCGAAUGCUCUCCUACGCGGAGCUCAGUUGACGUUCGUCGGAGCCCAUAGAGCCCUUCAAAACCCAGAGCUUUUUACGACCUCUCACUACCGGCAAGCUGCGAUUGCCGUAUGUGCUGGCCUUGCUAUCCGAAUCAUCAUCAACAUCCCGAUCUACGCAGUCAAGUUCCUGCUCUUGGUCCUUUCACUUGUCAUCAAUCUCGACCACGAAACAUGGGACGAUAAACUAGUUGGCGGCUUGGACUUCAUCUCCAAAUCCGUGCUUCAGAUACCAUUCUUCCUGAUGAUGGUGAUGAGCUCGGUAACUCCGACCCUGGACAACCUCUUCAUGGACUCCUUGCGAUGGGUCGACCAGACAUAUGUCCAAAAGCACAAAUCCGAAGACCCGUCAACAUUACGAGCCAUGUACUAUCCUACACUCAAGAUGUAUUCCACUCACGGAGAACGAGAGAAGAAGGAGAAACGUAGUCUCGUGGACGGCGUCAUUCUCACAGCUGGCAAAUACGCUCGACGAGCGGGCAUCUCGCUCGCCAUCUACGCCUGUACCUUCUUACCUCUGGUUGGGCCUUUUGUCCUUCCAGCAGCAUCUUUUUACACUUUCAACAAAGCCGUCGGCCCUGUUCCAGCGGGCAUUGUGUUCGCGACCGGUCUCAUCUUACCCAAGCAUUACAUGGUAUCAUUUUUACAAACGUAUUUUUCAAGCAGAAGCCUUAUGUCCCGGCUUCUGGAACCGUACUUCCACCGUAUUCACUUCACCAAGCAACAGAAGAAGGUGUGGUUUAUCGAUCGAAGUGGUGUGCUGUUUGGAUUCAGUGCUGCUUUUGCAGUCAUGGUGAAGGUGCCUCUCUUUGGCGUGCUGAUAUAUGGUGUUGCGGAAGCAAGUACGGCAUAUCUCAUCACCAAGAUCACUGAACCACCGCCACCACCAGGAGAGAGCGCGGAGGCAUUCAUCGAAAGUGAGGUCCGAUGGAAGAAUAAGCACCAGUUUCUCGAUCUACCUUUUGACAAGUUGGACGAAUUCAAUGCCAAAAUGACUGGGGCCGAGAAUAUUGGGAGGGCACCAACCCCAGAAACACCGAGGAGAAAGUUCACCUAACGAAGUAAAAACGCAGUGUCAAGGUUGUGGGAAGGCUAGCAAGUAUCGUUCAUCAUCUUACAGUUUUGAUGUUGACGUACCGUUAGUUUCAAUGGGGUCUGCUUCCAGACUUGCUUGGCCAGGAAUACCCCGUAAACAUAGCAGAGUCCCAUGAUGGCACUGGCAUCUCUAAUAUUUCUAUACAAAUGGCACACUCAGUUGCUUAGAUAUGCCGAUUAUGAUAAUUGAAGCUCAUUUCACGGA
This is a messenger RNA of Exophiala oligosperma, 1438 nucleotides long. RefSeq lists its product as uncharacterized. Bases 86 to 1195 code for a protein of 369 amino acids. The transcript has a single exon. The record is from RefSeq and is a predicted model, not a curated record. Lineage: Eukaryota; Fungi; Ascomycota; Eurotiomycetes; Chaetothyriales; Herpotrichiellaceae.